AUGUACGGCUUCUUCCUCUUUGUAUUACUCGUUGUUGCUACACCUAUCGCAUCAAAUGCGAAGGAAUUACCCGAAAAGUUCUAUGGCAAAUAUGAUUUGGAUCAUUCGGAGAAUUUUGACGAAUACUUGGAAGCUAAAGGUUACGGCUGGUUCACACGGAAACUGGUAACUUUUGCUACAUUCAAAAAGGAAUUCAAGAAGAGCGAUAAACCUGGCAAAUUUGACUAUGCUAAUUUAACUUCAAAGAAGAAUGUUUAUUAUGAGAAUAUCGAACUAGGAAAGGAAUUUGUCGGUGAAGGACUCGAUUCCACUAAGCAUAAGAUCACAUUCGAUUUGGUUGGAGACGUUCUGUUCGAAAAACACCAUCCCAUCGAAGAGGGAGAAGCUAAGGAUGAAACAUACGAGUACUCUUUCACUACGAAGGACGGAAAGGAAUAUCUUCUUGUGAAAAUGGAAGCCAAUGGAGUUGUUGGCAAGCGGUUCUACAAACGCAUUUGA
Molecule: messenger RNA, 498 nt
Organism: Cooperia oncophora
Lineage: Eukaryota; Metazoa; Nematoda; Chromadorea; Rhabditida; Trichostrongylidae
Source: the annotation of a GenBank genome assembly